Molecule: messenger RNA, 757 nt
Organism: Pistacia vera
Lineage: Eukaryota; Viridiplantae; Streptophyta; Magnoliopsida; Sapindales; Anacardiaceae
Product: probable calcium-binding protein CML27
Exons: 1
Coding region: 78-590 (170 amino acids)
Molecular function (GO): calcium ion binding
Source: RefSeq, a predicted model, not a curated record
AUCCCCCCAGUUUGAACACAACACAACUCAAAUCUAAUCUAAUCUCUCCUCUCAUUUGUUUCAAAGAAACAAAAACAAUGGCAACUUCCGCAACAAACUCAGCCAAAGAAUCCAAUACCGGCCUCGAACCACAGGUCUCCAUUGACAGCAACGAAGAGCUUCAAAAAAUCUUCAACCGAUUCGACUCCAAUGGCGACGGCAAGAUCUCGCUCUCCGAACUCGGCGGCGUUCUGAAGGCCAUGGGCUCCAACUACACAGAGACCGACCUCAAGACCGUAAUGGAAGAUCUCGACACCGACAAGGACGGAUUCAUCAAUUUAUCGGAGUUCUCCACCUUCUGUCGCUCCACCUCCGAUUCCAACGGCGAAGCGGAGCUCCGCGACGCGUUUGACCUCUAUGAUCAGGACAAGAACGGCUUGAUUUCCCAUAAGGAAUUGUAUUCGGUGUUGAGUAGGCUGGGAAUGAAGUGUUUGGAGGACGAAUGUGUGAAGAUGAUCAAGUCCGUUGAUUCGGAUGGGGACGGGAUGGUUAAUUUUGCGGAGUUUAAGAAGAUGAUGACCGCUUCUAUUACUAAAAAACCUGAGCCGUAAAUUUUGAUUUAGCGGUGAUUGGGGUCUGUGCAUGAUCUAUGCUUGUUUGCGUAACAAGGUAUCGUUUUAGUCUCUCAUCCGAUAAUGAUAAUGAAUUUCGUGAUGUAUUUCGAAGGUUUGUGCAAGUUGAAUGAAAUGAAAUUAAUUUCAUGUUUAUUUUUCAUUUU